Molecule: messenger RNA, 885 nt
Organism: Kockovaella imperatae
Lineage: Eukaryota; Fungi; Basidiomycota; Tremellomycetes; Tremellales; Cuniculitremaceae
Exons: 1
Coding region: 1-885 (294 amino acids)
Source: RefSeq, a predicted model, not a curated record
AUGGGUACUGAAGAUGAAAUACCCCACCCGUGGUCACCUCUGGAAUCUCGAGCAUUGCAGUGGAUAGUGACAUGCACCGAUCAUCCAAUAGCUCAUGAGCGUCCUUCACUCCCGUCCCAUGGCAAGCCCACACCUGAGUCGACGUUGUUUCCUCAGCUUGUUCAAGUCGAGGCCAUUGCGCCCUCAACACUGUUUGAUUCAUCUCCUCCGGUCAGGCAGAACCUUGGUAUGGAUUGGAACGAUCUCAGAGCAGAGGAAGAUCCCCAGCUCUGUCAACUCGUCCUGGUCCCACACGCCACUCACCCAUGGAUCCUCUCCCCGUCUUCCUAUCCACCAGACCUUCAAGCAUACUACACCAUGAACCCUCGAUCCAACACUGCCACCAUAGAGAGGAUCCUCUCCCGAGUCUUGAAGGAGAAUGGCCGACUCCAUGUCCAACUCACCCGUCUCCCGGCCCAUCGAAAUAUCCUCAUCCCAUCCACUAUCCCGACACCAGAGCGACCAUCCUAUUGGGCGAUCAGAGUCUCCUGCUUGAUCAGCCAACAGACACAGGACACCAUCUGGAACUCGGUUCAUGACGCAUUGGAUUCCGGCUGCAAGGUCAGUGUCAAGGGAAACAGACGGACCGAUGCUCAAUUCCAGCCAUUCCAUGCCGGAGUCCUCUUUCGAUCUUCCCAGCUCAACCAACCAUGGGUCACCAAUGAUCUCCUCCAAAAGCGUGGUCCAGCCUCAGCCCAACAGGUCAGACGACAGAAAAUGCUCCAUGUUCUCCGAUCCGUCGACAAGCUCGCCAAUGGACCAGUCCAACGCGUCCUAAACCACAUCGACCGACUAACAUGGCGCAGACACCACGCAAUCAGCACCCAGUUCAGACAAGGGCUGUAG